GCUCAGUCCGGCUCUGAAGCCGGAAGUCCGAGCGGGCUUCUCCUGGCAUCCAGGACGCAUGCGCGACGGCACCGGCGCCUCCUCGCGGCUCUGCGGCGGGAGCGAGGCGGUGGGCGCCUGGGUCGCGCGCACUUCCGGGAUGCGGCGCGCCGGUCUGUGGCAUCUCUUCGCCCUGUGGACUGCGGGGAUUCAGGGCAAGAGAUUCCGCUGGGUGUGAGGGGUAGCCCGGAGAGGCGCUGAAAGAGGAGGUGGUAGAUCUAGGGACUCCCGAGCCGCCCUAGAAAUGAUUCACGAACUGCUCUUGGCCCUGAGUGGGUACCCAGGGUCCAUUUUCACCUGGAACAAGCGGAGUGGCCUGCAGGUUUCCCAGGAUUUUCCAUUUCUUCACCCCAGUGAGACUAGUGUCCUGAAUCGACUCUGCCGGCUUGGCACAGACUACAUUCGAUUCACUGAGUUCAUUGAACAGUAUACAGGCCAUGUGCAGCAACAAGAUCACCAUCCUUCCCAGCAGGGCCAAGGUGGACUGCAUGGGAUCUACCUGAGAGCCUUCUGCACAGGGCUGGAUUCAGUUUUGCAGCCGUAUCGCCAAGCACUGCUUGAUUUGGAACAAGAGUUCCUGGCCGACCCGCAUCUCUCCAUAUCACAUGUCAAUUACUCUUUAGAUCAGUUCCAGCUCCUUUUCCCCUCUGUGAUGGUUGUAGUGGAACAAAUUAAAAGCCAAAAGAUUCAUGGCUGUCAAAUCCUGGAAACAGUUUACAAACAUAGCUGUGGGGGCUUGCCUCCGGUCCGAAGUGCAUUAGAAAAAAUCCUGGCUGUGUGCCAUGGAGUCAUGUAUAAACAGCUCUCAGCCUGGAUGCUGCAUGGUCUCCUUUUGGACCAGCAUGAAGAGUUCUUCAUCAAACAGGGCCCAUCUUCUGGUACUCUGAGUGCACAGCUGGAAGAGGAUGAGGAGGACCUGGGCAUUGGAGGCCUGACAGGAAAACAGCUGAGAGAACUGCAGGACCUGCGCCUAAUUGAGGAAGAGAAUAUGCUGGCCCCAUCACUGAAGCAGUUUUCCCUGAGGGUAGAGAUUUUACCAUCAUACAUUCCAGUGAGAGUUGCUGAAAAAAUCCUCUUUGUUGGAGAAUCUGUCCAAAUGUUUGAGAAUCAAAAUGUGAACCUGACAAGGAAAGGGUCCAUUUUGAAAAACCAGGAGGACACGUUCGCUGCCGAGCUGCACCGGCUCAAGCAGCAGCCACUCUUCAGCCUGGUGGAUUUUGAGCAGGUGGUAGAUCGGAUCCGUAGCACUGUGGCUGAGCACCUCUGGAAGCUAAUGGUGGAAGAGUCAGAUUUACUGGGUCAGCUGAAGAUCAUUAAAGACUUUUACCUGCUGGGACGAGGAGAACUGUUCCAGGCCUUCAUUGACACAGCUCAGCACAUGUUGAAAACACCACCCACUGCAGUAACAGAACACGACGUGAAUGUGGCCUUUCAACAGUCAGCACACAAGGUGUUGCUAGAUGACGACAACCUUCUCCCUCUGUUGCACCUGACGAUUGAGUAUCAUGGAAAGGACCACAAAGAUGCCACCCAGCCAAGAGAAGUGCCUUCUCGGGAGACAUCCCCCCGGGAAGCUCCUUCUUCCGGCUGGGCUGCUCUCGGGCUUUCCUACAAAGUACAAUGGCCACUGCACAUUCUCUUCACCCCAGCUGUCUUGGAAAAGUACAACGUUGUUUUUAAGUACUUACUGAGUGUGCGCCGUGUCCAAGCUGAACUGCAGCACUGCUGGGCACUCCAGAUGCAGCGCAAGCACCUCAAAUCUAACCAGACGGACGCAGUCAAGUGGCGCCUAAGAAACCACAUGGCCUUCUUGGUAGAUAAUCUUCAGUACUAUCUCCAGGUAGAUGUGCUGGAGUCUCAGUUCUCACAGCUGCUUCAUCAGAUCAAUUCUACGAGGGACUUUGAAAGCAUCCGAUUGGCACACGACCACUUCCUAAGCAAUCUGCUGGCCCAAUCCUUUAUUUUGCUGAAGCCUGUGUUUCACUGCCUGAAUGAAAUCCUAGAUCUCUGUCACAGUUUUUGUUCACUGGUCAGUCAGAACCUAGGUCCACUGGAUGAGCGUGGAGCGGCCCAGCUGAGCAUUCUCGUGAAGGGCUUUAGUCGCCAGUCUUCACUCCUGUUCAAGAUUCUUUCCAGUGUUCGGAACCACCAGAUCAACUCAGAUUUGGCUCAGUUACUGCUCCGGCUAGACUAUAAUAAAUACUAUACCCAGGCUGGUGGGACUCUGGGCAGUUUUGGGAUGUAAAAGAAAACUCUGGUUCAAAAAAUGAAACAGCCCUACCACGUUCUGAUGUCUGUAACAAAUCUCUCAAAUCAUUCAUCAAAUGCCUGCAGACUGCUGAAAGGGUCUUCUAGAAGAAAUGCAGAGGUAUAAAAAUCCUUCCUACCAUUCCUGUAGGGGAACUGGGGUCUGAUAUCCCUCUGCUGACCACACGAAGGCUUUUGAAGACAUCUGUUGGGUGGGUUCAUUGUGUAACCGGGGUUUAUUGAACACUUACUAUAUUCCUAUGGAAGACAAGCACAGUAAGCAGUGGCUUGGCUCAUGUAAGAAGGAAUCGCGCUCCUGAACAGGUCAGCUUCCGUGUCACCACCAAAUGAGAAAACCCUUCAGACAGCCUCUUUCUGCACCUUGUAACUACACAGACUAUCUUUAUCCUUCCCCAAAAUUUAAGAUUUGAGUAUCCUUUAUCUGAAGAAUUGAGCCAGUGGGUUCUAAUUCUUUCGGACUAGUAAAAGGACAAUUCUGGCUAAAGAUGAUAGAGGUCAAAUUGUUUAGAUUUAGAAACAAUUUAGUUUUCACUGCAACCCAGUUUUCCCUCCUUAGACCUGCCACAUGGGUUAAGGUUUUAUGGUCAGGUAACCUAGCCACCACGGGCUGAGAACAUACUAAUGUUCUCAUCAACAUAAACAAAGAACACUUCAUUGACAUCCUUCCCUCCAAGCUGGACAAGAAUGGAACAUCCGGGCCUCAGCUUGUAGUCAGAGUCCUCUCUUCAUCUACAUUGUCUACCACCCACUAUGAAAGCCUGAGCCCGUACUUGUCAACUAUCCAGGAGGAUCACCCCGACCUUGUUACCUCACCUCUAAAAGCCUGCUGCUUGUUUUUGUAAAUAAAGUACUAUUCAAACAGCCACACAUACUCAAUUUAGCUAUUGUCUGUGAUUGCUCACAGACAAGACAAGUUGUUGAGACAGACAAGUGUGGUCACAAAGCCUAAAAGUAUUUACUAUUUGGCACUAUAGAAAAAAUUAGACAAAUGGCUUUAUUUAGAGAAUGAGAAGCCGUUCGUUAACAGGGAUUAUGAUGAUGAGUGUGAGGAAGGAAUAACUUCCAACAGUUGUAACAACUGGUCACGUUCCCAGUAGCAGGUCAUCUGUCAAUAAACUCCUGAUACCCAGAGCUCUCCCCAGUCCCACUCAACGUUAGCACUACUUACUGUUUACCUAGGCCCUCGCCUACUUUAAACUGUUUUUGGAAGUGUAACAUUUUAGGUAGCCUGAGAUAACCUUGACAUUGACAGUGAUGCCACAAAAUAAAGCUCACUCGUCUAUUUUUAUCUCCCUUUGUUUGCUGUACUGCUAA
This is a messenger RNA of Mus caroli (Ryukyu mouse), 3621 nucleotides long. It is a transcript of the gene Tubgcp4, whose product is annotated as tubulin gamma complex component 4. Gene Ontology annotation, biological process: meiotic cell cycle; mitotic cell cycle; microtubule nucleation. The record is from RefSeq and is a predicted model, not a curated record. Gene Ontology annotation, cellular component: microtubule organizing center; gamma-tubulin complex; spindle pole. Gene Ontology annotation, molecular function: gamma-tubulin binding; microtubule minus-end binding. Lineage: Eukaryota; Metazoa; Chordata; Mammalia; Rodentia; Muridae.